This is a messenger RNA of Lingula anatina, 7081 nucleotides long. RefSeq lists its product as uncharacterized. The record is from RefSeq and is a predicted model, not a curated record. Gene Ontology annotation, molecular function: protein binding. NCBI's taxonomy places the organism in Eukaryota, Metazoa, Brachiopoda, Lingulata, Lingulida, Lingulidae.
ACAAUGCCAGGUGCAUCUGACAAGAAAGAAGAAUCUCCAGAGACCAAGAAGAAGAGCUCUCCAUUCAGUAGACUGUUCAGAAGUAGAAAAAGUAGCAGGAAGAACUCAAAGUCUUCAGAUAACAAGGAGGGUAUUGAACUUCAUGCCAGCCAAAUCACAAUGAGUGAUGAGGACAGGAUUCAACUGAUGGUGCUAGUUAAAGAAGGAAAACUCACCCCAGACCAAGCAGUAGAAGUAGUAAAGCUUUAUGAAGAAGGCAGAAAGAGGGGGAUUUAUGAAGACUUAAUAGUUCAAGACCCAGAGAUUAGGGCAAGUCCUCCGAAUUACUCUGCCCAUACUUCUCCCGAAGCAUCUAAGAAUUUAGUAAAGUAUGCAUCUUUGAGGAGGAAGAGGAGCAGUUCUAUACAGAGUGGAGGCGAGGGGGAAGAUGAAACUUUUUGUAGCAGUAGUCCAGACAGCAGAAGGUCAUCUUUUUGUUAUGAUGAUGAUGAUUUGGCCCCUGAUCUCAUCCCAGCUGGCUCCCACAACAGCCCCCUGAGUCUGAGGAACACUCAGUCCAGGUGGUUCCAGAGACAGUCUUCUCAAGGAGGAGGAGUUGGAGGGGGCUCACCUAGGUCCCCCAACUUACAGGCACAUGGUUCCAGACUUAACUCUGUGAGCUCUAACCCAGGGACUUCAACAGCUGGGCAGGGAAAAAGAAGGUCUCGGACAUAUACUAAUACAUCUACACACUCAGCUCAGCUUGGCCCUAGGGUGAGCAAUACAGCCUCCCCUCCCCCUAGUCCUCUGAGUUACACAAGUUGUGGAGGACAGACUGCUUGUAGUAAAGACUCUGGAUGUCAGAGUACACAGAACUCUUUAGAUUCAAGGAGCAGUUCCAGUAGUAGUAGCAGUCAGAAGAGUUUUCGGUCACCUUCUUCAUAUAGACACAACGGUGGGCCUUCCUCUGUGUCGCCAUAUCACGUAUCACCCGUUGUGAGUAGAGGGUCAACUCCUACCAGGCAGCACUCUCCAGCCCUCAGGACAAGAUCCUCUCCUGCCAGUCCUUCUCACUCAUACACAGAACGCAGGAGACAGUGCUCUGGUGAUUACUCUCCAAAUACUUCUUCCAGUUAUGCUGGCCAGGAUAAUGCUGGUCAGUGUGGUGUGGAUGUCCACUGUGAGGAUGACCACUUAGUGGUCAGUGUCCCCGACUCCGAACAUCCUGGCAGGAAGCAUAUUUAUAGAAGACAAUAUUCCUUAGAUUCUAACAUUCCACACCCAAACCAGAGCAGGAGUGUCAAGCAGUCACCCCCUGUAGGAAGGCACUCGUUUAAUUACAGCAAUCCUGGUGGAGGUUAUGCUAGUUAUGGUAAUUACAGCAGUGUGGGGAUCAAAAAACGCAUUUCACCCCCACGUGAAAUAAAGACAAACGGAACCUUACUAUUACAGGGCAGUCCCGUCCUGGGGCCAAGACAUGAUGAGCAACGGGUCCUGCCAAGUAAUCUAUCUCUGACAUCUUUAGCUGAAGAGGAUAGAGAAAGUAACACUAAUAUUAGUGCAGCAGCACUUCUAUCUCCACGGGUGCCAAAGAAAGAAUUCAAGAAAGCUUCUAAAACAGAGCAGAGACUGAGCUGGGAUGAGAGAAGGUUUGAACAAAGUAGUAGUGUAUCUGUGCCUGUGAGUAAAAAGCCCUCUCCAGGUGCUGAAACUUUCAGUAAAGUAGAUAAGAACCAGAAUGGUCUAGUGCUAAAAGAAACUGUAGAUAAAUUGAGUUUGAAUAACAGAGAUUUCAUAUCUAAGGAUAAAGUAGUCUACAAGGAAAAAGCUAACAGCCCUCUAGCAUCAGGUUCUUUUAAAACAGUCACCAAUGAUUUGUCUUCAAACUCACAUGGUUUCUACAAAUCGGUGAACAAUGGAGUGUCUACUGAACCAAAGAGAGUCAAUGAAGAAUUUUCUCUGAAGAAACCUAAAGCAGGGAUUGAAAGUUCAAGUUCUGUUAAUGUCAGGAAGAACAUUGAAGCAAACUCAAGUGUGAAUACAAGUGCCUCUCUCGACGGGGAACCAGGCACCCAUGCACAGGCUAAUGUGAUUACUCCUUCCUCAGAAGAACUUCAAAAUGGUAAAUCCACUGGAUAUGUAAAGGCUGAUGUGUCAGCUAGUCCAGUAAAUAAUUCAACAGAUUCUGAGCAUGAAAAAUCCAGGAAUUUGGUCUUAGCCAAAAAAACAGAAUCUGUGCAAAAAAGAAGUUCAGUUUCUCAAGAGGCAGAUCCCUCUUAUUCCUUCCCACACCUGCAGUUUGAAGGAGCAGCACAUUUGAAAGCAAGGGAUCGGGACAGCCAGAUCUUUGCGGAACUUAACUCACAAACAGCUGAGAUAUUCACAGAAGACGAGGGAGAUUUGGAGACCCUCCCAGACCCUGGUGUAGGGGACUCCAAAUUUGGUGGAAGUACUUCCACUAUGUCUGUUGGAUCUGAUACGUCACCUCAAUUAGAAAGGAAGAACGGAAUGUUUGAGAGAAUUCGAAAAUUACGAAUGCACAAGAGUUACAGUUACAGCACAGGGGAUGAGCUCCAUUCAUCUGACUAUGAAGAUAUAGCUGAGGACCCAGACAAGAAGCUGGCCCUUUCUGGGUUUGGAAGAGAUCUCUCCCAGAGGAGUAGCUUCAGUGAAAGAGUAAAAGGAUUAAAGCGAGAUGUGAAGCGACGUCUCUCCAGACUUGGGAAAGGACAUAGACACAGCGACAGUGAUGUACAGCCUAACCUGUAUCUGCCUGAGGAAUACCUGGUGAAUACAGAACACAUGGCAGCUAUACCAAGUCCAAAUGCUGAAGCACAGUUUGGUCUUACAUCUACAACCCAUCCUGAGGUCACGAGUCCAGAUGAUACUCCUGCCUACACUGGUCAGUUUGUAGGGAGAGCCAUUGUCCAUACAGAUUAUACCCCCAGCCCAUAUGACAAGGAAGCUUUAACAUUGAAGCAAGGAGAUAUCAUCAAAAUCAUAACCAAAGCAGAAACAGGAAAUUGGACGGGUUUGUUGAGGAAUCGUGUAGGGACUUUCAAAUUCAUCAAUGUAGAGUUGAUACCCGAUGAAACUCCUAGGAGGAUUAGACGCCAGAUGUCAGGAAGAAAGCGCAGUGCCAAAACCAGAUCUAAACCCAAAACUGUGGAGGACUUACUGAAGAGGCUGGGUUUAGAGGAAUUAUUAAGUAUUUUCCUGCUAAAUGGCUAUGACAAUCUGGAACUCUUCAGUGAGCUGGAGAAAGAAGAUCUCAAUGAACUGAAUAUACUGGACCCAGAGCAGAGGGCUAAACUUCUAACUGCAGCAGAGCUACUGGCUGAUACCAUGGACUCUGUGGACUAUGAGAAUCCUGCAUCCCCUGAAACGAAGAUAGAAUCAGUGCCAAAACCUCCAUCUACAGUCGGUCUGUCUGUUAAUGAAAAAGGAGCACCAGAUCUGACCCAGAAGACGCCUCGUGAUUCAGGGUGCUAUGCCAGUAAUGAGAACAUUAUUACUAAGAUGAAUGGGCACCAGGAGUCCCCUUCAAGCCAGUCCAGUCCAGAAAACACACUGAAAGGUGAAAAUGAUGCACCAAGAACUGAUGUUACCCCUGUUAAACAAGAAGAGAAGCUAUCCCAGGUUGUAGUUGUGGAAGUGAAGUCUCCCUCCACUGAGCAAACAACUGAAGUAAAGUAUCCAACAAGGAUGAAAAUGCAGAAGCAGCAUCAACAAAAGGGGUCUGUGAACUUUAUCGAAUCAAAGUCUACAUCUACAUCACCUAGCAGUAGUGAUUCUGCAAGUGAUGAAGUAGGACUCAAACUUAUUAGCACUGUUGAGCUCAAUGGGUCAAAAGUCUCUAGCCAGCCCUUAGUGAAGGAGACUGAAAGUUCAAACUUGGCAACUGAAAGGGUAAUUCCCUCUAAAGGGCCAGUGACCAAUAAUGUGCAACAAAAGACGGGUGAUACAAAUUCAGCUAACUUUCCACCAAGUAAAGGGACACCAAGUUUACAAAGUAAACUUAAACAACCACAGACAACGAAAACCCAAAGGAUGCCAUCUACAAGCUCAGAAACAUCCAGUGAUAUUUCAGAUUCCUCGCCUGUCUCAAAAAUUCCUUUAACAUCUCCAAAGUUAAGGGCUAGCAGAAUUCCAGGAGGUCCACCACCUGUGACUACAAAAAGGAGUGGGCUCAAGCCACCAAGUAGCAGUCCUGGGUCCAUGCCAUCUACUAAUAAAAAAGCAGAAACCAAACAAGAAAUUCCAAAAAGAACCCUCCCCAUAAGACAGAGUUCAUUUAAAAAAGAGAAGAGCCCCCCACCAGUACCACAAAGACCACUCAGGAGGACUCUUACUCCACCUGAAAGGAUCCAAGUUCCAUCUACCAGUUCUAAGAGUACAAAACCAAGAGGUUUACAGAAAGGUUUUAGCCCAUUAGAGAAAGAAAUUCAAAAACCUAAACAGAAUUCAUCCAGUGGGCAAGGUCUCAGAAGUCCAGGUGCCACAGGUGCCACUGGUAUACCACAAACAACCACAGGUAUACCCCAGGGAGCUACAGGUGUACCUCACAAAUCAUCUAGUUCUAAUCAACCUAAUGGCAGUACUAUCCCAAGUGGGGAACCAAGAGCCCCAAGAACUGCUCCACCCAAACCUCCAAGCAGAAUCAGCCCUCCUAGGGUAACAUCAACAAGGAGACAACAGUAUCAGGCAUUGAAUAUGCAGACAUGUUUGGGAACAUCUGAUAAUCAAGUGGCUUCCAGUGAAGCUUCAAGUCCAUCUGGUCACUUUGGCAGUCCGGUGACUUCACCUACCUCUAUCCCAGUACCACAGCAAUUUUCAAAAAUUCCUCAACCAUCGUCAGGUCAGAAGACGCCCCCAGAAGUGCCAAAAAGGAAGGAAACUACAGAAUUGAGCACCAAAAGAACUAUUGCUACAUAUCAGCAAACAUCUGGAUCACAGACUAAAAAUUUUAAUGCAAAUAUUCCAUCCCCCUCAAACAGACAGUUUUGUGUUAAUCAAAAGAAUGAAAUGACAUCAUCAUCACCAAGUUACAUAAAGAAGCCAAACUUGCCCAAUAAUAUGCAGAACAGUCUUGGUAGUGAAGUACAACAAUCCCAAAGCAAGAUGGAAAGGAAUAACAAUCAGAAUUUGUGUACGUCAAAAAUUGGUCUACCUCAGAGAAGUAGUGUCCCUCCAGCACCUCCACCUCGUCAACUGCAGCAUAGCCAAACCAAUCUUCCAUGUCGCUUGCCACAGGCCAGACAAAGUGCCCAUCCAGUAACAGAUUUAGCCAACCAGUCUUCUACUUCUUCCCAGCAUUCAAAACAUACCAAGGUACAACAAAAUGCACCCAGGACUCCCUCUGUCACUUUGGAAACAUUGAUCACUCUCAAGUUAGAAGAUGAGAUGAUUGAUUUGACGCAACCUCCAUACAGCGAUCAGUCUGGAUACUGUGGAAUACCUGCAGCUUUAGUUCAGAGGUAUGCUGAGGAACUGAAGAGAGAACUGAGUGAGAUGGCCAGUGCUCUAGAUCAACUCAGGGUGAAGCAGCUACAGCAGAAAGGAAGAGAAGGGAUUUCAAACAACUACCUGGUGGACUCCAGUUCUCGUUUGCAGCUGGAUUUAUGUGCAUCAUCAUUACGUGGCUUCUUAGAGACUGCUGGUCUGCCCAUGUAUGCAGCAUUGCUGGAAAUUAAUGGCUUUUGGUCCUUAGACUCCAUAAAACAUCUCACUGAGAAAGACUUGGUACAAUUGGGUGUGCAAGAUCCCCGACACUGCAAGAGACUUGUCAGAGCUUUUGAGGCCCUUCGCUUUAAAUCAGAGUCAUCUGUUCAGCACAAUUCACCAAGACAUUUGAAGAAGUCUGUCAUCUUGGAUAAAGUUUAGAACAUUAAUUCUAGGUGUUCCUAGAAGUACUCUGAGAUGAUCCUUAUUACUCACUUGUAUACACAGUUUAUAUUUACCCACUGAACAAAGUUUAAGAUGGAGGAGAGUUAAAUAUCACAAUUAUUUGAACAAACUGCCAACAGAGACCCAUUUCUCACAUGCUGCACCAAAUUUGGUGUGACACUUACCUAAUCCAUUUUGAAAUUAGCUGGUUCUUUAACCUGGGCGCAGUUGUGUACUGAUGACUUUCAUUAUCAUGAUGGAGAUUGUUUACUGUAGCACUGCACAAAGAAUUCAUUUCUUUAAGUAUGUUUACCACAGAAAAUGCUGCACUAGAUCUUUAGUUUAUAUUAUUUGCACAUAUCAAAUUGCUCAGAGUGCAGGGACUUAAUGAAGAGGCAAAAAACAGAUUGUAAUUUUCAAAGUUUAAAGACAACUAGGUGAUAGGUUGUGCGUAUAACUUGGAGUCUAGCAUAUUGUGGCUGGAGCUCACGUAAGAUACUUUAUUGAAAUGUCUGUAGGAGGAGUCCUUGGUUAGAGGUCUUCUAAAUAAGUGUAAAUGGGUGUAGGUUGGUAUCGAAUUGGAAUAUUUAUCUUAACAGAAAAAAAUGUCUCUGUUGCACUGAUGAAGGGUAAAAAUUCAUCAGUUAGGUACUCAUUUUGGUGCAAAUGGCCUGUAGAUGUUCUAAGUACUAGAGCCAAUGACAUUGCUGAAAAAGUUGCAGAGCAUCAUCCAUUCUAUAGAAAUGCUGAUGGAAGUAAUAUCUAUAUAUUAAAAAAUUUAAUAAAAGGAAUCUGAUACAUGCUGGGCAUGAAAUGGGUACUAUGGGUUAUAUUUGUGAAUGCAUUUCAAUUCUUUUCAAUUUUGGUUUUAGUUCAAUUUUGCUUCAGUGUCAGAUUGCAUUUAGCUAUUUCUAAAAAAAUCCUUUUUCAUCAGCAAGCUGACAUUGUUAUUUAUACUUGUUAUUUUUUCACAAGGAAUUUCAUUUGCAAUCAAUUGAUAUGGUUUACACGUAACAUGUCAGAAAUGGAGAUUGACAAUUUUUGUGUCCAAUUUGUAGUCUUAUAAAGUACAGGGAUUUGUUAUUGUUGUUUCAUGUUUUGUUACCUGAAGUUGUGGAAGUGUAUAUUCUGUUACAUGUUCUGUUCUUGCUUAUAUAGCCUGUCAGUGUGAAUGGUCGAGGGUACAUAUGGUCAGGUGUACAGAUUUAAGUUAUAA